Vicia villosa (hairy vetch) is the source of this 1319-nucleotide messenger RNA. RefSeq lists its product as uncharacterized. The record is from RefSeq and is a predicted model, not a curated record. The transcript has 6 exons. Gene Ontology annotation, cellular component: catalytic step 2 spliceosome; U2-type prespliceosome; U2 snRNP. Gene Ontology annotation, molecular function: nucleic acid binding; zinc ion binding. Bases 111 to 1091 code for a protein of 326 amino acids. Gene Ontology annotation, biological process: spliceosomal complex assembly. Lineage: Eukaryota; Viridiplantae; Streptophyta; Magnoliopsida; Fabales; Fabaceae.
UCAACAACAGAGGUAUAGGAAUGUAGUGUUCCGUUGUUCAAUUUUCAAUUCCAAUUCCAAUUCCUAGUAGAAAUUUGUGCAGAGAACGAACCAAUUCCGAACUCGAACCAAUGGACAGAGAAUGGGGUUCAAAACCGGGAAGCGGCGGAGCCGCGACGGCGCAAAACGAAGCAAUAGACCGCCGUGAGCGUCUCCGACGACUCGCACUCGAAACAAUAGAUCUAGCAAAAGAUCCAUAUUUCAUGCGCAAUCAUCUCGGUAGCUACGAGUGCAAACUCUGUCUCACUCUCCACAACAACGAAGGAAACUACCUCGCUCAUACUCAGGGCAAACGCCAUCAAACCAAUCUCGCUAAGCGUGCUGCACGUGAGGCUAAAGAUGCUCCCACUCAACCUCAACCUCAUAAGCGGAAGCUUAACCUUAAGAAAACUGUUAAGAUUGGGCGUCCUGGUUAUCGUGUGACUAAGCAAUUUGAUCCUGAUACUAAGCAAAGAUCACUCCUUUUUCAGAUUGAAUAUCCUGAGAUUGAAGACCUUGCAAAGCCUAGGCAUCGAUUUAUGUCCUCCUAUGAGCAGAGGGUGCAACCAUUUGAUAAAAGAUAUCAGUAUCUCUUGUUUGCAGCUGAACCAUAUGAAACAAUUUCUUUCAAGGUCCCUAGCACAGAGAUUGACAAGUCCACUCCAAAGUUUUUCUCGCAUUGGGACCCAGAUUCCAAGAUGUUUACGCUGCAGUUGUAUUUUAAAAUCAAGCCACCAGAGGUAACCAAACCACAGCCGCCCACAUCCACACCCAAUGGCACCACAGCACCUGGUGUUCCUCCAAGGCCAAUGCCCCCACCAUCACAAGCUCCAUUACCACCACCACCACCUCCUCCACAAGGGCUUCCUCCCAGCGCACCUUUGGGAAAUCCUCCUCGGGCCCCUCCACCUCCAAUGUCAGGAUCAAUGCCGCCACCACCUCCUAUGUCUGCAAAUGGUCCCAGACCUGUACCUGGCGCAAUGCCACCUCUUCCACCUCCAGCUGCCCUUGGUACUCGACCUCCAUCAAUGCCACCUCCACAAGGUUUUCCAGGCCAACAAAUGCAGAGCUAGGGCAUCCCUUUGCCUCCACCACACCCUAUUGCAUAUGACCUACUCAGUCCUUAGGGCAGUAUGCUGAUCAGUAUCAAGUGUUAAAAAGUCAGUAGUCGAACGCACCUUAUCCACUGAGUCUCAGUAUAUUUGUUAUGACAGAUGCUAGUUUUCAUAAACAAGACCCCAAAUUGGCAAUACAUUGUUUAUUGCAAUUUACAAAUUUAUACAUUUGAUUUGCAGAUUCCA